AUGGCUAAAGAAAUCAAUUUAGAAGAAUACGAACAACCUCAUACUGCAGCUGCCCUCGGUUUAGGAGCAGUCACUAUUUAUGCUUCCCUCGCUUACUUAAGUAAGAAAAUUGCCGGAGCCUUAAUCACCAAGCCUUUAAAUUCUAAUGCUGAGCAAUUGGAAGAAGAAAGUUCAGAAAUUCCGCCUAACUCAGUUGAUAAUAUCGCUAAGUUUCAGCAACGACAAGCAAAAACCCAAGCAAUUAAUCAUGUUAAUACGAUCCAAAAUUUAAGCACUAGUUUACAAGCCCUUCAGCCGGAUAACUCCGAAACCACUAAAAUUAUCACUUAUGCCCUAGUUGGCACGGUGGUAGCUGGAGCUUUAAAAGGCUUUUAUGAAGAAAAUAUUAAAGCCACUGUCGAAACCAAAACUAAUGAGUUUAAGCAGUUAAUUCAGCAGAAUGCUGCCAUUGGUCAAAAUACCCAAAAAGCCUUAAUUGCGAUUGCCUUAGGAAUUUUCCUAUUACUAGCCAUUGCUUAUUUUUGGCAAGGAAAAACCCAACACCAAAAUACUAGACGUAAGAUAAUUAAACUAUGUCCAAAAAAUACCUCAUCUACUUCUCGAUCUGCUUUAUUGCUGGUCUCUAUGUUCGUCAUUGAGCCAAUACUGGUCAAGGACAAUUUAGAAGACUCAACGAGAUUUUUAAAUAAAACUAUGUCCACUCCCACUCUCCUUAUUUGUUCGGCUUUAGCAGUUUUUUGUGGUUUUUUAGCCCAUCAAACUGUGGAAACCCUCCUCAAUACCUGUUUAACCUUUUUGCCCUUAAAUAUUCGCACAGUUAAAUAA
Molecule: messenger RNA, 825 nt
Organism: Funneliformis geosporum
Lineage: Eukaryota; Fungi; Glomeromycota; Glomeromycetes; Glomerales; Glomeraceae
Source: the annotation of a GenBank genome assembly